Molecule: messenger RNA, 8862 nt
Organism: Ahaetulla prasina
Lineage: Eukaryota; Metazoa; Chordata; Lepidosauria; Squamata; Colubridae
Gene: PREX1
Product: phosphatidylinositol-3,4,5-trisphosphate dependent Rac exchange factor 1
Exons: 40
Coding region: 278-5281 (1667 amino acids)
Biological process (GO): intracellular signal transduction
Molecular function (GO): guanyl-nucleotide exchange factor activity; protein binding
Source: RefSeq, a predicted model, not a curated record
CGCGCUCCACUCCCUGCUCGCUUCUCUCCCAUUCAAGCGCUCUUCGCGCUCUGCUCCUCGUUAGCCGCCGCCGCCUCCUUCUCUUCGCCAUGUCCUAGCGUGGUGUUUUUGCUGGCGGCCGCUAAGGCGAGCGAAUAAGCGGGCGACUCGUUCUUUGCUUGGGGGGCGUUUGGCGUGCGCCUCCGGGAUGGAGGGCGCCUAAAAAGCCCCGGCCGCUGAGUGAGGAGACCGGAGCCGGCCGGGACGAUCUUCGGGAAGGUGAGGCAGGCAAAGAGCCAUGGAAGUGCAGUCGGUGUCUGAAAGUCCGGCGGCGGCGGCAACGGCAGCGGCCCCCGGCACCGUCGCUCUCCCCUCGGAACCGGCUAAGGAUACGGACCGCCAGCUGCGCCUUCGCCUCUGCGUCCUCAACGAGAUCCUGGGCACCGAGCGGGAUUACGUGGGCACCCUGCGCUUCUUGCAGUCGGCCUUUCUGCAUCGAAUUAGACAAAAUGCGGUGGAUAAAGCUGAGAAAUAUAUAACAGAGGAAAAUGUCAAGAUUUUAUUUUCCAAUAUGGAAGAUAUACUUGAUGUUCAUAAUGACUUCCUGACUGCUUUAGAAUAUUGUUUACAUCCGGAACCUCAUUCUCAGCAUCAACUGGGAGAUGUUUUCUUAAAAUUUAAGGAAAAGUUCAUUGUAUAUGAGGAGUAUUGCAGCAACCAUGAAAAAGCACUCCGGCUUUUGAUGGAACUGAACAAGAUCCCUCCUGUGAGAGCAUUCCUAUUGAGUUGCAUGCUUUUGGGAGGUAGAAAGACUACAGACAUUCCACUUGAAGGUUAUCUCCUAACUCCAAUUCAGAGGAUUUGCAAAUACCCACUUCUCCUCAAGGAACUAGCCAAGAGGACACCCACUAAACACCCAGAUUAUCAAGCGGUAUUGAAUGCAUUACAGGCAAUGAAAACAGUGUGCACCAAUAUCAAUGAGACCAAAAGGCAAAUGGAGAAGCUAGAAGCUCUUGAGCAAUUGCAGUCUCACAUUGAAGGAUGGGAGGGCUCCAACCUGACAGACAUCUCAACUCAGCUUCUGCUUCAAGGAAACUUACUAAAAAUCUCAGCCGGAAACAUCCAGGAGAGAACAUUUUUUCUUUUUGAUAACUUGCUCAUUUAUUGCAAGCGGAAAUCCAGAGUUGCUGGGAAGAAAACAUCUAAGCGUACCAAGUCUAUCAAUGGAUCCCUCUAUAUUUUCAGAGGGCGAAUAAACACAGAAGUAAUGGAGGUUGAGAAUGUGGAAGAUGGGACAGCAGAUUAUCACAGUAAUGGUUACACAGUAACAAAUGGAUGGAAGAUACACAACACGGCAAAAAACAAAUGGUUUGUUUGUAUGGCCAAGACAGCAGAGGACAAACAGAAAUGGCUGGAUGCCAUAAUCAAGGAAAGGGAACAAAGAGAAAGUCUGAAGCUAGGCAUGGAGAGAGAUGCUUAUGCUAUGAUUGCUGAGAAAGGAGAAAAACUGUAUCACAUGAUGACGAACAAGAAAGUGAAUCUUAUCAAAGACAGGAGGAGAAAAUUAAGCACUGUUCCCAAGUGCUUUCUUGGCAAUGAGCUUGUUUCUUGGUUGAAAGAAAUUGGGGAGAUAAGCAAACCAGAAGAAGGGGUCAAUCUGGGACAAGCUCUAUUGGAGAAUGGCAUCAUCCAUCAUGUUUCAGAUAAGCACCACUUCAAAAACGAGCAGGUGAUGUACAGAUUUCGUUAUGAUGAUGGGACAUAUAAGCCACGGAGUGAAUUAGAAGACAUCAUGUCUAAGGGUGUAAGGCUCUACUGUCGUCUGCACAGUCUGUACACACCAGUGAUAAAAGAUAGAGAUUAUCACUUGAAGACAUACAAAUCAGUGAUCCCAGCAAAUAAACUAGUGGAUUGGUUGAUUGCUCAGGGAGACUGUCAGACCAGAGAGGAUGCUGUGGCACUGGGAGUCGGGCUCUGUAACAAUGGUUUUAUGCAUCAUGUACUGGAGAAGAGUGAAUUCAGAGAUGAGUCUCAGUACUUUCGUUUUCACGCUGAUGAGGAGAUGGAAGGUACAAAUUCGAAGAGUAAGCCUCUGCGAAAUGACUUCAAGCUUAUUGAAAACAUCUUAGCUAAAAGUCUGCUGGUUCUUCCAGAAGAGGAUGACUAUGGAUUUGACAUAGAAGAAAAGAACAAGGCCAUUGUGGUAAAGUCUGUUCGCCGAGGUUCACAUGCAGAGAUGGCGGGCUUGCAGGUUGGUCGAAAAAUUUAUUCCAUGAAUGAAGACCUUGUGUUCCUGCGUUCAUUUCAAGAGGUUGAGACCAUCUUAAACCAGUCUUUCUGCUCUCGGCGUCCUCUUCGACUUCUUGUGGCCACCAAAUCUAAAGAGAUUAUCAAAAUUCCAGAUUUCAGUGACAAGUUGUGUUUCCAGAUACGCGGAGAAGCACCACCCUAUGUCCACGCUGUGGGGAGAGGAUCAGAAGCAGCAGCUUUGGGGCUUCACCCAGGCCAAUGUGUCCUGAAAGUAAAUGGAAAUAAUGUGAUGAGUGAAAACUACACUGAAGUCCUGGAUCACUUUUCAUCAUACAGGAAUAGGCAGCAGGAAUUUCUGGGUUUCUACCAAUGGGUUUACAGAACGCAUGAAAAUGCUGAAGAGGAGAGAGCUCUUCAGGCAGCUUCAAACUCAUACCUGAAUGGAAGUCAUUCAGAGAUGCUUAAAGGAAACCUCUCAAUUGAAGAAAAUUCAGAUCUUGAUCCCCUUAAUGACAGCCAGCAGGAAGAAGACUUGCCCCUUCAGACUUUUGACUCUCCUCUAAUUAUAAGAGAAGACACGCAACUUAUAAGUCUAACAGUGGACAAUGUCCAUCUAGAACAUGCUGUUGUUUAUGAAUACGUCAGCACUGCUGGAAUCAAGUGUUUUGUCCUGGAGAAGAUUAUUGAACCGAAAGGGACCUUCAUCCUCACAGCAAAGAUUUUGGAGGCUUUUGCAACAGACGACAGCAACUUUGUGAAGAAUUGCAGGAGGCUCAUGUCCCUCAGCAAUGCAGUGGUCACCAUGCCACAAUAUGAGUUCCGGCAAAUUUGUGACACAAAGCUAGAAAGCAUCAGCAGAAGAAUUGCCAGUUAUCAAGAGUUUGCAGAUGAGUUGAAAAUGAAAGUCAGCCCAUCCUUCAAACGAGCCACAACAGAGCUUCACCCCUUGUGCAGCAUGGAUUUCUGCCCUACCAACUGCCACAUUAACCUCAUGGAAGUGUCAUACCCCAAAAACACUACCUCAACGGGAAGGUCAUUCAGCAUUCGCAUUGGACGGAAGCCUUCUAUUAUUGGCCUUGACCCAGAACAAGGAACCUUAAAUCCCGUCUCAUACACUCAGCAUUGCAUCACGACUAUGGCUGCGCCAUCAUGGAGGUGUCUGACUCCAGAAAAUGAAGAUCUCAACCCACAUGGACAGUAUGAUGGUUACUCUGGGCAAGAGAAUGGAGGAACCGCUCAGGAAGAUAGAGGUCUUGCUUUUCUGUUGAAGCAAGAAGAUCGGGAGAUACAGGACUCCUACUUACAGCUCUUCAACAAGCUAGAUGUAGCAGUUAAGGAAAUGAAACAAUAUGUCCUCCAGAUACAUAAGCUUUUGUCGACUAUCACAGAACCAACAGCAGAAGAAUUAUGUGAGCCUCCCUCCACAGAGGAGAUAUCCUCCACUUCUUUGGUUGCAGAUGAAAGUGACAUUGACAAAGCGGAGCAUGGCAUGAAGAAGGUGUGCUUCAAAGUCUCUGAAGAAGACCAGGAAGACUCCGGGCAUGAUACAAUAAGUUUCAGAGAUUCCUACAGUGAAUGUAACAGCAAUAGGGAUUCAGUCCUUUCCUAUACCAGUGUCCGGAGUAACAGCUCUUACUUGGGCAGUGAUGAAAUGGGAUCAGGUGAUGAACUUCCCAGUGAUAUGAGAAUACCGUCUGACAAACAAGACAAGCUUCAUGGCUGCCUUGAGCAUCUUUUUAACCAGGUGGAUGCUAUCAAUGUCCUUCUCAAAGGGCCAGUAAUAAGCAAAGCUUUUGAAGAAACCAAACAUUUCCCAAUAGAUCACACUCUGCAAGAAUUUAAACAGAAAGAAGAAACCACUAUUCGGAGCAGGAACAAGAUUCAGAUCAGCAUACAGGAAGAUCCCUGGAACCUCCCACUCCGCAUUAAAAAUCUUGUUGAUACAAUUCAGAAAUAUGUGGAAGAUGGAAAGAAUCAGCUCCUGCUGGCUUUGUUGAAAUGCACAGAUACAGAACUGCAAGUGAGACGAGAUGUAAUUUUCUGCCAGGCCCUGGUGGCAGCCGUUUGCACGUUUUCGGAGCAGUUAUUGGGAGCACUCAACUAUCGAUACAAUAACAACGGAGAGUAUGAAGAAAGCAGUCGGGAAGCCAGUAAAAAGUGGCUGGAGCAGAUAGCAGCCACAGGAGUGUUGCUCAACUACCAGUCUUUGCUGUCUCCCAGUGUGAAAGAAGAGCGAAUCAUGCUGGAAGACAUCCAGGCCACCCUUUCAGAGCUGGAUAAGGUUGCCUUUUAUUUCAAACAGCUGGAUGAGUGUUUUGUAGCAAAUACUCAUGUCUUUUAUCACGUGGAGGGAAAUCGGCAAGUUUUGAAAGUGACCUUAUUCCUGGAUAGUUACUAUUUUUCUAAACUACCUACCCGGUUUCAGAAUGGAGGAAGUCUGAAACUACACGCAGUGCUCUUUACAAAAGACCUUGAAAAUCUGGACAGCCAAGUCCUACCAAAUGGGUCGCCUCAGGAGGACCUUCAGCAUCAAAUCAAUUCCUAUUCUCUUGAGAAGGUGCAACAGUAUUAUCACAAGCUCAGGACAUUUUACCUGGAACGAUCUAACUUGCCUACAGAUUCAAACACCACAGCUGUGAAAAUUCAUCAGCUUAUUCGGCCCAUCAAUGCAAUGCAGGAGCUUUGCAGGUUAAUGAAAUCUUUCAUCGGCACAAAAGGCAAUCAGUCUGGGUACUCUAGUAAUUAUGUAGCAGGGACUGGACUGCUGCCUAUAUCGUCUGAAUUCUGCUACCGUCUUGGAGCCUGCCAGAUUGUAAUGUGUGGCACCGGGAUGCAAAGGAGCACACUGUGUGUGUCAUUGGAACAAGCAGCAAUAUUGGCUCGAAGUCAUGGACUCUUGCCCAAGUGUAUUAUGCAGGCAACGGACAUAAUGAGAAAGCAAGGACCAAGAGUUGAAAUCUCUGCAAAAAACCUGAAAGUGAUGGAUCAGAUGCCGCAAUCUGCACCCCGAAUCUACCAGUUAUGUCAACCACCUGCAGAUGGAGACUUGUAAGAGGGAAGGAAACAGAUUAUCUUGGAGUCACAGAAGGGUUCAGCAGACAGCAAUUCUGCCUAAGUACUGUCUUAUGCUUGUGGUGCUGAGUCCAGAAGACAGGGGACAGUCCCGAUUUCUAUUUUUUAGGUACUCUAGUGCACUAGGGGCUUCUCCUUCCCCUUGUUUCCUGCGAAAUUACGAGAGCAGGCACACUUACUGUUUCUGGGCUCGAUGCAGAAGUUCUUCAAAAUUAAAUCUCCCAGGGGAUGGAUGGAAGAAUCGCCUCUCUCAGGUUGCCUGACAUGGAACAUUGUGGAUUCUGAAUUUUGGAUGGGCACAGAUGAUGAAGCAAACCUGCCUGCCAUGGUGUUUGGACUACACAGAGUUUCUAGCAAAAUGUUGGCCAGUUGCCUUGAAAUAAGAGUCUCACAAACACUCACUUGCACUUUGAAAUUUUGAAUGGCGCACAUUCUCUGGUUUGUUCAAAGAAUUUUUCACGUCAUAUUACUAUGAACCAAGCUCAACUCUAUAAAAUACACAUUCCAUGAGACUUUCUACAAGAAAUUCCUUUUAAUUUUUACUGUAAAGUUCAGAAGUUAACACAUUAAAAAAAACUAAUGGUCCAUUAUGUAUUCUGGAAAUACAGUUGUAUUUUACCAGUGAGAAUAACAAUGAAGGAUUUUUUUAAAAAAAAAAAAGUUGUUACAAAAGAGAAGCAAGACGCAGCUAUUUGCUACAAUAAUUUAAACAUAUGAAGGUUUUUGAAGUCAGGACAGAAAUAUACUUAUUUAUGUGGCAUAGAAGAUCUGUUUUGGAAUAUGUUACUAUAUAUGCAAGAUUUAAAUAAAAAAAAAUAUUUGUUUCAAAGGGGCCAAUAGACUGGUAGAUAUGUAGUAGUUACUGAAAAUAUUAUUGUGAUAUUUAAAACUUUGCAGUAUUUAAGUAGACUUUAAUCAGUUUUUUUUAAAAAAAUAGAAUACAAGUAGGUUGUAAUUUAAAACAAAAAUUUGGUUGUGUAUAUAAUGUACUUAAUUUUUCCCAAUUUUAGAAAUGUUUUUAGUUUGAUCAGGAUGAUUACUAGAAUGGUAAUUUACUUUUAAAUUACCAUCUGCAAUGUAUUUUUUUUCUAAAAAGAAAAAAAAAGAAAAAAAAAGCAAUCUCAGGCCAGAAAUAAUGUUUUUGUGGAGUGAGUGCCUUAAAUUAAUUAUCUAAGUUGGUCAAGACUAGGAUAAAUUAAGAGGAAUAAAACUAAUACUUGUCUAUAUCAAUAAUAAUUUAACAGCAUAAUAUGCUGUAAAAUGCGUAUUUCUGGGUAUGCAUAGAAAUUCCUUAAAGUGAUUUAUGGUAUUUAAGGCAUGCAGAAAAGAAUUGCGUGGUGGGGGUGGGUGUCUUUGAAGAGGGCAUUUAAUAAGCUUCAGUGUUUGCUAAUAAUCAAAACUUUAUUUUUAUGUGUCACACUGAAAAUGGCUCCUCUGCUUCUACUCUGGGUGAGGAAGUUGAUGAGGAAGAAACAUGCUGUCUUAUCUGAAUUUAUUUGAGAUUCUAGUUAAAAGUAGAGUUUCAUUUCUGAUUGGUGCAUAAGACUAUCGUUUAUUCAUAUUAGAAUAAAUAACCGCCAUAUAAUUAAAUGGCCAGCAGAUGGCAGUCUUAGGCUUCCUAGUGAAAACCACUGUACUACCCCUCCCCUCCCCAAAAUGGAUUUAAAAAAACCCAAAAUCCUUAGUUGAAAAAUAACAACAUUUAAUAGUUGCUUUUAAUAAGUGGAAUUGAAUGGAACUCAUUUAAAGUUAGUAAAAUUUUCUGGAAGAUUUGCUCAGCAAACUUGAGUAACCAUCUUAGUCCAUGCUGCUUGGGUGCUAUAAUUGAAAUAUAACAGUUUAUUCUCCCCAUUAUAUACAGUAGCAUGGUGAGCAUCCAAAUAUAGGCUAAUUUAAAAUAGCUUAUCCAAGAUAGAGAUUAAUAUUUUACAUGAGACUUUCUCAGCAAAUUGCGUCUAGGUGUACAACCAACGAAGAUGCCUGUCUAUCCGUGAUUGCUGAGCUAGGGAAAAAUUAGAUUGGAAUCUUAAAUCUUGUAUCAAUUAAUCUGCAUGGCCCAGCAUCAAUUAAUCUGCCUUGUGCCCUUCAGUUUCAUUGAGACCAUUGUGAAGAUUGAUUCAUGUAACUAAUAUUGGGGCCUAAUUAGAAUGUCAAGAAUUUUAUUGUCGCUCUUGCCUCCCACACACCCCAUUGAAUGUAAACAUCAUGCACAUAUAGCUUCAUCUGCCAGACUAAUGUACAAGCAUGGAACGCCUUAUGGGAUAGUUAAGGAUUCCUUUCAAAGGAACCGGUUGCUUGCUGUUUGCCUAAUUCACAUCUUUCAUCUUCACGUCUACACAUUUUGUACUGUUGAGGAUAUUGUACAAUGGCAUGUGAGAAUUCACCAAGGCGGGGAAAGUAGAACUACAUCUCUUGCAAUAACAUUUGCACAUUUGGAGAAUGCCUGUAAAUCAGAACCAGGUACAUAUAAUGACACCGAAAAGUCACGACCAGUGGUGGGUUUCAAAAUUUUUUACUACCGGUUCUGUGGGUAUGGCUUGGUGGGCAUGGCAUGGCUUGGUGGGUGUGCCAGGGGAAGGAUACUGUAAAACCUCCAUUCCCAUCCCACUCCAGGGGAAGGUUAAUGCAAAAUCCCCAUUUCCUCCCGAUUAGCUGGGACUUGGGAGGCAGAGAAUAGUAGGAGGGCGGGGCCAAUCAGAAUUUUUACUACUGGUUCUCUGAACUACUCAAAAUUUCCGCGACCAGUUCUCCAGAACUGGUCAGAACCUGCUGAAACCCACCUCUGGUCAUGAGGCCUUGGGAUAAGUUCAGUAGAAGAACAAAAGUGCAGUGUCAGAUACCAACUACAGAGAGCAUGGUCUAGAGUUGUUUUUGCUACUCCAGCUGAGCUCAGUACGAUGUCCUAAAUUCAGUCUUCUACAUCUAAUUCUCCAGAUAUGCUGGAUGUCAGCUCCCAGAAUCCUUAGCUGUAGAGCCAUGGCCUAGCAAUGCCUAAGUAGCUGACAUCACACACUUGCUCUGAAGGUGAUUAGGCUUGGAUAGCAUAGUAAGCGCUAGGUGAAAUUCUCCUGUGCAAUUACAUUGAACAUCCAUUGCAUGUUUUCCAUGGUUUCCUCCCUUAGAAGCCUGCAACUGACAGUUCUCCAUUCACAGCGCUGAAACUAGCUCCUUAGAAGCUCCCUUACUCAUCUCCGUCACACACAGUAAAGGAGCAAUCACUUCUCUUUAUAAUAAACUUAUAUGGGGGUCUUUCUGAAGACAUUGGUUUUGCCAAUAUGGGGAAGUAACAGAACAUAUUUUUAUAGCGAUAUGUAACUGGCAUUUUCAGAUGUACUGUAUGUAUAUAAAAAGUACACCGUCCUGGUAAAGUCAGCUCCAGUCGCUUUCUUUCAUUUUUUCCUUGCUGUAUUACUAAUGGUAUGUAUAUGUGUAUGUGGUAAGAUAAAUGAGGUAAUACAUUUGAUGUCUAACCUAUUUUGUCCAUUCAUUGAUGAUCCAUGUGGUUUCUAUUGGUGCUGGCUUGUUUGCCUCUCAAAUUGGUUUCUCUCAUAACUCAAUAGA